AUGAAACAACCAAUUCACCAACAGUUUCUUUCUGACUGUCAUAUCAACACCGAGAAGAAUCUUUUGAAAUCGCAGCAUCUUCCACGUCCGUAUUCUAGCCCGGAAAGUAAAGCAAUCAGCGAGAAAGCGCGCCGAAAACGAGCCCACAAUUUGAUUGAAAAACGGUCCCGUGAAAAUCUCAAUCUCAAAUUCCUUGAGUUAGAAAAGGUCCUAAGUCGUCACCGUGGCCCUGGUCAGAAUAAGGACCUGACGCCGGACAAUACGCCCAAACGAAAGAAACGAUUGGCUAUUCUCGAUCGCGCCCACAAUAAUAUUUUGGAACUCGAAGCGGAAGUGCAAUCACUAAAACAAAAGAUUAAAACUUUGCGGGACAUUGCUUUUCCUGAGACAUGCAGAUUCACGCUCCCUGUUGACUGA
Messenger RNA from Penicillium samsonianum, 417 nucleotides. RefSeq lists its product as uncharacterized. Gene Ontology annotation, molecular function: protein dimerization activity. Lineage: Eukaryota; Fungi; Ascomycota; Eurotiomycetes; Eurotiales; Aspergillaceae. Bases 1 to 417 code for a protein of 138 amino acids. The record is from RefSeq and is a predicted model, not a curated record. The transcript has a single exon.